Messenger RNA from Colletotrichum orchidophilum, 402 nucleotides. RefSeq lists its product as uncharacterized. The coding region runs from base 1 to 402 and encodes 133 amino acids. NCBI's taxonomy places the organism in Eukaryota, Fungi, Ascomycota, Sordariomycetes, Glomerellales, Glomerellaceae. The record is from RefSeq and is a predicted model, not a curated record. The transcript has a single exon.
AUGAGCUUGGCGACGAAGCAUCCUUUUUUGCUCUUGUUUCCUGUCGUCCCCUUUGUCGGGGGGUGGGUGCACACCAAGCCCAUACCGACACCGUUUCUCCUCUUGACGACGCUGAGGAAUCCUACGGUAAGGUGCCCGUCUCCCCGUCUCUUCAGUUUCGUUUUGCCCGUUUGGGGCUCGGCUUGUGCUGUGCACGCCCAGACGGCUGGCAUACUGUACGUCUGUGUGUCUCUCUCUUGCAAUCCCUCACCUCUCCCUUGGUUCCCAGCCGAGACCACCGUAGCGGGCGUACACAUUUCACAUACAUGCUGUUCUCCAAACUGUGAGUACUUGUCUUCAAACCGUUUCUUCUUCGGGCUUCAUGAACCUUUUUUUUUUCUUUUUUUCUUUCUUCUUUUUUGA